Messenger RNA from Arabidopsis lyrata subsp. lyrata, 2001 nucleotides. RefSeq names its product dehydration-responsive element-binding protein 3. Gene Ontology annotation, biological process: regulation of DNA-templated transcription. Gene Ontology annotation, molecular function: DNA-binding transcription factor activity; DNA binding. The transcript has a single exon. The record is from RefSeq and is a predicted model, not a curated record. Lineage: Eukaryota; Viridiplantae; Streptophyta; Magnoliopsida; Brassicales; Brassicaceae. Bases 831 to 1556 code for a protein of 241 amino acids.
UUAUUUGUCUGUUUUUUCGUUUGGAACCAACUUCAAUCUAAUAACAAUUGGCUGAUAGAUUUCACAUGAGCAGGCUUAUGCACAUAUGAAUAUGUAAAUGCGCAUGUAUGAUACACUGAGUCAAAAAUCAGGUUAUAGGAUAAUUAAACAGUAAAAUUGAGGUGAAAAAUUCCUUACCACACAAAACAAAACAAAAAAGGCUUGUCUCAUCAUGUUCAUCUCAGAGACAAAUUUCAUAAAGUUUACGUACCCGCCCGGGAAUAAGUCGUUGGUCUAAUACUUCAACAUUGCUAUUCUAAAUAUGGUCCUCUAAUAAUCAUUUGUAUAUAAAAGUAUUGGGUUUUUUUUCCUAAUUUAGUUGCAUAAUAAGAUUUUAAGAACCUUUAAAGCAAACAGUGACCCAAGUGUGUCGUUUUAUACUAAUAACAAUGUAUAUAUAUUAAAAAAUAGAGUGGGACUAUAGAAAAAAACAAAUUAAAUAGAGGCAUUGGGUCCAUUUCCUUUAUUCAAUAGACUUAUUGCAUUGUUUUGGUCCCAUUAUUACCUCCUUCUCUUACCCGUACCCAAAAAUAUUAAUGCAUAUAAAUAUUUUGAGUGACUGAGAAGUGUUAGACAAAAUUUCACCAACGUUUCUUCUUCCCAUAUGAAAGUUUCUCGCCCAUUUCUUCUUAAAGUUCACUGCCCUGUUUUUUUUCCCUCAUUUUGAAUAGUUCCCAAACUUUUUUUCUUCCCCUGAGGCUAUUUCCUUUAUUUGCAUAAAUCUUGGGAUCCGAAUCGUAAAAAGCAAUCAGAAUAAUAGACUUGUACGAUUCUUGUGCCUAAGCUAAACAAUGGCAGAUAGUGCGUCCGUGGAGGAAUACUAUAACCUCCGCUCGGAGAGAGUAACUCAGCAUCUUGUCCCUAACUCGGAGUCUGACUCAGUGAGUCAGAAAAGCAAAGCAGAGCAAAGCGAGAAUAAGAAGACGAAACGUGUGAUAGACUCCGGUAAACACCCAGUUUAUCGUGGAGUAAGAAUGAGGAACUGGGGAAAAUGGGUGUCGGAGAUUCGUGAGCCGAGGAAGAAAUCACGUAUUUGGCUCGGAACUUUCCCGACGCCGGAGAUGGCGGCGCGUGCACACGACGUGGCGGCUCUGAGCAUAAAAGGAACCUCCGCUAUACUAAACUUCCCUGAACUUGCUGACUCAUUCCCUCGACCCGUCUCGCUAAGCCCUAGAGACAUUCAGACCGCAGCUCUUAAAGCAGCUCACAUGGAACCUACGACGUCGUUUUCAUCUUCCACAUCGUCGUCGUCGUCGUCUUCUACGUCUUCGCUUGAGUCUCUUGUGUUGGUGAUGGACCUCUCGAGGACUGAGUCGGAGGAGCUGGGUGAGAUUGUGGAGCUGCCAAGUCUCGGAGCAAGUUACGACUUCGACUCGGCUAACCUUGGGAACGAGUUUGUGUUCUCUGACUCAGUGGACUACUGUUUAUAUCCGCCGCCGUGGGGACAGUCGUCGGAAGAUAACUACGGUUACGGAAUUAGCCCUUAUUUUGGCCAUGGCUUGUCGUGGGAUCUCUAACAGUUUAUUUUGUAUCAUUACUAUAAUCAAUGUUUUGUUAAUCACGUUUUUUUUAAGACCCUUUUUUUUUUUUAAGUUUAGCUAAGAAUUUUUUUUUUUUUUUUUUGCUGCGUGUGUGAGCUCCAUAAUGAUACGUGUACAAAACUCUAUUUGUGUUUUUUUUUUUUUUUGACAUCCCUCUAUUUGUGUUUUGUAUAUAUAAAUAUCAGUUUGUUUGUCGGGAAAGAACGGGAAGAAAAAAAGUGAAAUUUUUGUUAGUAAUUAUCAUCAAGUGAAUAAGCGAUAAAUAAAAGUCCACUAACUUUAGGAUAUAGUAAUAAUUCAAAUCAUCAAAAGUUCAAAACUGUUGCGUGUUUUUGUUUUUGUUUUUUAACAAGAAAGAUAUUCUUUCUGUCCCAUUUUAUCUAAUAUUUAGGUUUCCUUAUUUGUUUUAUUUUAUUAUAUG